Molecule: messenger RNA, 2111 nt
Organism: Polistes dominula (European paper wasp)
Lineage: Eukaryota; Metazoa; Arthropoda; Insecta; Hymenoptera; Vespidae
Gene: Prps
Product: phosphoribosyl pyrophosphate synthetase
Biological process (GO): ribonucleoside monophosphate biosynthetic process; 5-phosphoribose 1-diphosphate biosynthetic process; purine nucleotide biosynthetic process
Cellular component (GO): cytoplasm; ribose phosphate diphosphokinase complex
Molecular function (GO): magnesium ion binding; ribose phosphate diphosphokinase activity; ATP binding
Source: RefSeq, a predicted model, not a curated record
UCUAAUCCGUUCAUGUUUAUUUCAACAAAAAAGGAGAGAGAAAAGAAAAAGAAAUAAUAAAAAUGUCGAUUAUUAGUAUAAUUUCAUCAGGCUCAUUAUCUACUAUUAAACCAAAAAAUAUGAUAUGAUAUGAUACAUAAAACGGGAUCGAUCGUAAACUACUAUUUUUGCUGACUCAGCAAGAACAUAAUUCGGUUACUUCGACUUUACAUAACACAACAGCGUGCCCACAUUAAAUAUCGUAGGCGUUGAAAGACGAGAGAUAUGUAUUUUUGAAUAUAACUAUAUCACGAAGGAAAUACGAUUUUUAUUCGAAGAUUAUUUUUCUCGCAUAUAUUCGAGUUUACGAUUAUCUGAUUGUUCGCUUAAAAGCACGAAAUUGAUAUUUAGAGUUAGCGAUAAACUCUAACGUUCAUUUGGAUUAAAACGUGUCCUCAUAUAAUAUAAUGACUGACAAGCGUUUAAUUGUGCAUUCGUUGAAUACAACAGUUAUGCCUGUGUCGCAGCCAGUGCGUGCUAAGAGUUUGUUACGGGCAAACUUGGAAAAUUCUCGCGCUAGGUUAUUACAAACCAGGAUGCCGAAUAUCAAAGUAUUCAGUGGUACAUCUCAUCCUGAGCUUGCCCAACGAAUUGUUGACAGGCUUGGGAUUGACAUUGGAAAAGUUGUCACGAAGAAGUUCAGCAACCUCGAGACAUGCGUGGAAAUAGGAGAAUCAGUCAGAGGAGAAGAUGUGUACAUUGUUCAAAGUGGAAGCGGAGAAGUUAACGAUAACUUGAUGGAACUUUUGAUUAUGAUAAAUGCUUGUAAAAUAGCAUCUGCAUCCAGAGUUACAGCGGUAAUCCCGUGUUUCCCAUACGCAAGGCAGGAUAAAAAAGACAAGGGAGGCGAUGGUGGUGACAAGUCGAAUUCCAAUAAGAGUCUUAUUGUCAUGAAGUCAAACGAGUGGAAAUUCAGGGAUACUCUUCCCGACCUGUCUACAAGUCGUGCACCGAUCUCAGCCAAAUUAGUAGCAAAUAUGCUGUCAGUGGCAGGAGCUGAUCAUAUAAUAACCAUGGAUCUGCAUGCUAGUCAAAUACAAGGCUUCUUUGAUAUUCCGGUCGACAAUUUAUUCGCCGAACCAGCCGUUUUAAAAUGGAUUAAAGAAAAUAUCGUCGAAUGGAGGAAUAGCAUCAUAGUUUCUCCAGACGCUGGUGGUGCCAAAAGAGUAACUUCAAUAGCUGAUCGACUUAAUGUCGAAUUCGCGCUUAUUCAUAAAGAAAGGAAAAAGGCUAAUGAAGUAGCAAGUAUGGUACUAGUAGGUGACGUUAAGGAUAGGGUAGCAAUAUUAGUCGAUGAUAUGGCUGAUACAUGUGGCACAAUAUGCCAUGCUGCGGAAAAACUUUUAGAGGCUGGCGCAACACAAGUAUAUGCCAUUCUUACACAUGGAAUUUUCAGUGGACCAGCUAUUAGUAGAAUCAAUAAUGCAUGUUUUGAAGCGGUCGUAGUAACUAAUACUAUUCCUCAAGAUGAACACAUGAAAGAUUGUCCGAAAAUACAGUGUAUCGAUGUUUCAAUGAUGUUUGCCGAAGCUGUCAGAAGGACCCACAAUGGGGAAUCUGUAUCGUAUCUAUUCUCUAAUGUGCCAUACUAGGUUUAAAAUUAAUUCUAGUAUACUCUUCUAAUAAUGAAUGAAGAAAAAGAAUGUAGUCUUUUUACAUUUGUCCAUUAUUUUUAUUAUUUCCUAGUUUAGUAAAAAGAUAUUACCUUCAUUGGUUAAUGAGGGAAAAAUAUUUUUAAAAUCAUUAGAUCUUUUCUUUCUUUAUUUUUUUAAAUUUUAUUUUGUUGGUGAUGAUUUUUGAUAGAAAUUAAGAUAAUAUCUGCCAUUAUUUUAGAGUUUUCAGAAUGGUAUGUUUGUAGCUAUUAAAUUGAUAAAUAGAUUCUACGUGAAUUCAAAUUAUGUUAUUAUAUGUAUGCUAAGAAAUAAGAAAAUCUAUGGAAAUCAUUCUAAUUAUAAUGUCUGCUGAUUCGAAUAAUUUGUCACAUAAACAUAACUUCAUUGUAUGAAUUUUAAUUCAUAAAAUAACAUUUAUAAAUGCCUUCGAGUGAGAUCAACAUAAUGUUGAUAAAUAAU